UCAAACACUUGCUGGCCAGCGUGAGCUUUGGACUGUUUCGAACAGCGCAGCAGAAUAGCCCCAACAUUGGACUCCCAGUCCAGGCGAUGACUACGACCAGACGACGCGCGACGUCAGCUCACGUUUUGAGUGAGGUGUGGGUGCUCGAGGCAGGAGGCGACCGACAACAAGCGGAACGAUCGCCCCAACGAAGCCCCAACCGGAUUUCGGAUUGCUGUCACGAAGUCAUCAAGAGAGGGGCCAGUCUCGCCUUAUCACAUCACGGCUCUCUCUCUCUCUCGCUGGCUCGCGCUCUCCGGCUUGAUGGAAGCCACGCCGAAUAAAAAAAAUUGCGCAUCACUUAACACAUCCCAACCACAGCAGAGCAUGCCCAUUCCAUACCAUAACAUACAAUACCAUACCAUCCAACCAGACCAGGGCAGCCUUUACGGUUGCUGCCGGCCAUCGUCAAAUUAUUCACACGCAGACGUUCUGAACGAUCGGACCAAAAGAAAGCAAUAUUAAUAUACAAGAAACAAGAGGAAAUAAAUUUGGAGACUAUACAAAUACAAAUCAAGAGGCACGAUUUUUUCUGUGCCAUCUGUGAAUUCCUACGCAAAAAAACACUUUCUUGUGAAAAAGGAAAAUCAUUUGUUUUUGUUUAAUGACAGAACUUCUUGUCACUCCCAAGGGUUCAAGUUCAAAUGGUGAAAUAAUAGCAAUGAUUUUUCUGUGCUGGUGAAUUGCAAACAAAAUUGUUAACAAAUAAAGAACUAUUCAAGGACAUUCAGGAAGGAUCCGAAAAGAAAACACUGAUCUAAGUUAAAAAAAAGUGUAUUAAAUAUUAAUUAGCUCGCCAAGUCAAUUGGAAAUCUGUGACAACUAUUCAUAAUGCAUUCACCAAGCGUAUAAGUCGUGUAACAAAAGUUAAUAAGCCCCAUUAAGUAUCUAAAGUGAUUCAAGAAGGCAGCAAAACGGCAAAAAUUAGUGAAUUCAGCUGCAGUUCUAUGAAUUUUGUAAGCCAGAAAACAUCACCCAUUGAGUUUUUAAUGCUGCCAAAGAGAUAGCAAUAGAUAGAACCCCAAAACGAGAGCCAGAAUUGCACGAGAAAGCAACCCGUUCAGAAUACAAGCCAAUACAAGCCAUUUUGAAGUUCCUCCCUCCAGUGCACGACGAUAAAGAGAGAAAACACUAAAUAUGGCCAAAUAUUUCAUUACCUUGGUGCUGCUGUUGUGCCUGGCCCUGGAAAACAAUAAUAUCUACAAUCGCCUGCACGCCCGGUCUCAUCCCAGCUCCCGCGGCGACAUCCUGCGCCCGCAUCCAAAGCACCAGCCCCACCAGCAUGUCCAGCACACUUCGCAGCAGCUGCAGCAACUGCAGCAGCACCACAUCCGACAACAGCGAUCCAGGGAACUGAAGCACGUGGAACAGGAUCCCACCAGCGAGGAGGAAGAUGCGAAGAGGCAGUACUACACGAGACUGAGGAGGCAUCAGCUCCAUCAGCGCGACCAUUUCCUGCAGCAGGAGAGGAGCUACAACCACCCAGCGCUGACGGAGCUGAAGAGCAUGCCCAUGGCUCGACUGUGGCAGCACCUGAGCAAGGGCUACGGGAAGGAGGCCCACUUGCAGCCCGCUAUCGUGGAUGAUGGCCUGCUGGACUAUUCGAACAUGUUCGGCGAUGAUUCAUUUACGGCGACCACUGCUCAAGUCUCUGAAGAGGAUUCGAACCUGAGUCCCUUGCUCUAUGUGAGGAAUGAACUUCUGGAUCAAGAGGUGGAGUUGAUGUCAAGCAUCAAGCAGACGCAGACGGAGCUGGAAAAGAGCCUGCAGCCAGAGCCAGCACCUGUAGUAGUGGCUGAAGCUGAGCCUGAACCGGAGCCAGAGACAGAGCCAUCUGUGCCCUCACACAAUGCAACCAUCUCGACAAAGUCCUCCGGAGGCUGUCCCAAGUGCGAGAGCAAUCGUCAGGUGGAGCACAUUACAGAAGAGGAGCUCACACAUCUGCGCAUCGAGUUUGUCAAGCAGCAGAUCCUGGAGAAACUGCGCCUCAAAGAGAGUCCAAACGUCUCCGCCGUGGAGCUGCCGAAGCCCAUAUUUGAGGGUGUGACGCUCACCCAUCCAGAUGAUAGCAGCAAAAACAAGGAGCUCGACGAUUACUAUGCCCGCACUAGCAAGAAGUUCAUACUGCUCAAUAGAGAGGAGACCGAGUGCAAUCGCCUGGGCGUGCAUCCCUCAAUGUGCUUCAGCUUCAAGAUAGAUGACGCCGAUGCCGACGGUUUCGAUGUUAGCACCGCUGUGCUGUGGCUCUUCAAGAAUAAGCAGAACCACACCAGCGACCCCAUCGAUAAUCCGCUGGUGAACAACACUAGGAAGCAGCAGACGAUUGUGGUUUCAGAGGUGGAGGAGCAGAUGGACUCCAAGUAUUUGCCGCUGGCCAAAGCCAUAGCCAUUCAGUCGGUGGAUGUCCAAGAUGAAUGGAUGAAGAUCGACAUCGAGUGGCCCAUCAAGCGCUGGAUUGGGAGUCACGAGCUGAGCCACCUGAUCCAGAUCACGUGCGAAUCGUGCGAUAUCAGCGACAUGGAGGAGAUCAUCUCGGUAGACAAGGACUAUCGACCGUUUAUAAUGAUCGACACCCAGAAUCGGCGCAGCAAGUCGCGGCAAAAGCGUAGUAUUAAUUGCUCCAGCGGUGUGACGGAGUGCUGCCGCGAGCAGCUCUACAUAUCCUUCAAGGACAUUGGCUGGAGCAACUGGAUCCUGCAGCCGGAGGGCUAUCACGCCUACUUCUGCCGCGGCUCCUGCAGCUCUCUGGCGAGCGUCACCCAGGCUGCCUCCCACCACAGUUCAUUGUUGAAAAUCCUGAACACAAAUGGUACAAACAAAUCCCUGGAGCUGGUGCCCUGCUGCACCGCCAAACAGUAUUCCUCGCUGCAGCUGGUUGUGAUGGACUCGAGCAAUACGGCCACUCUGAAGACUCUGCCGAAUAUGGUGGUGGAGUCAUGCGGCUGCAGAUAGUCGCCCCCAUGCACCAUGCACCAUGCUCCAGGCUAUGCUGGCAUCCAGCUAGCAAUCAAACAAGUUACAUAUCGGACAAAUUAGAUAUUACUCUCGCUCCAUUUCCACUCAGUUAGCAGUUGGCGCUCAACUCCAUUUCUCUUCAAUUAAUUUAAACUCAUUUUCAAUGCAUUUUCAUUAGCGUUAACCAAUUAAAUAGUAGUUAUUAGCAAUAGUGCCCAUACUGCCAUUAGUUUUAGUCGCAGCUAGGUCUUUAAAGAUAUUGUAUAGUAACUAAAGCUCGAGUCAAUGUACUUAAGCUCUCGAAGUAUGGCGAACUCUAUUUUAGUUUAGUUAGGAAAUGGCUCCAAUAAAUUACAAGACAUAAUUAAGUUCGUGCUUAUUUUAAUAGUCGUUUAAGAUUAGUUUUUAGUGAUUGCGAGAAAACACAUCAAGAAAAGUGGAAAAAUAAAACAUUUUGAAAAAUAA
Molecule: messenger RNA, 3459 nt
Organism: Drosophila obscura
Lineage: Eukaryota; Metazoa; Arthropoda; Insecta; Diptera; Drosophilidae
Gene: daw
Product: inhibin beta A chain
Exons: 5
Coding region: 1177-2991 (604 amino acids)
Biological process (GO): SMAD protein signal transduction
Cellular component (GO): extracellular region
Molecular function (GO): growth factor activity; cytokine activity
Source: RefSeq, a predicted model, not a curated record